AUGCUCUUUGACCCGGAGACCGCCGGCGACCUCAAGCCAUGGCUCAUUAGGACCCUAGAACCUAUAUGCGACGCUGAGCCAAAUGCACUAGCGGAUUAUAUUCUUGCAUUGCUCAAGCAUAAUGCGCCCGAAGCUGAGCUUCGGAAGGAGCUGUCAUCACAGCUGGACGAGUUUCUCGAGAAAGAAGGCCCUUCUUUUCUCGACACUCUUUUCACGGCAUUACGCACUAAAUCAUACCUCCCCUACUCCGCCACCUCGCCGUCGACUAGCUACCCAUCCUCGAGUACACAAGAAGCUGACGUCGGCAUACCCAUCCCACUAGACGCGCUCCUGUCCCCUUCUAUUCCAACGUCCCCCGAGCGCAGACGAAAACGAAGUUUGGACCAUGACGAUCGUGAGUUCCGUCUUGCAAAAGGUCCACGCCUCAGCAACGAUGGGCAGUUCUCGCGCUAUGGCCAGAAUGACAAUCGACCAUCUUGGGGCGGUCGUGGCGAUAGGGGAGGUAGGAUAAGUGGGCGUGGGGACUAUAUGGAUGGUGCGAUGCCCAAUGGCGGCAUGGGUAUGGGCAUGUCUCAGAAUGGCCGGAUACCGUCAUAUCAGCCCCCAGAUCGGGCCGCCAGAGGGAUCUGUCGAGACUACCACAACAACGGGUACUGCGCCCGGGGUGCAUUUUGCAAAUACAACCAUGGCGAUGACGCCGUCGUUCCAGCUCAAUUCUUCCCUAUGAACGGUGCUAUGGGCCCAAUGCCGUUUGUCCCAAUGAUGGGGAGUGGUGGUACUGUACCGUUUGGCAUGGGAGGAGCAUCCAACGCUGCAUACGAUCCCCACGAACGCAUGGAUAUGCGUCCAGUGCAGGGUUCAGCCCCCAUGGGUAACCGACCAAUAAACCCUCGCACACCUACCAUGCCGCGGCAGAGUGACCCCAGUGGUGCCGUCGCUCAGAAGCCUGGUGAGCUUCCUGUCGUUCAAGACUUGACUCCUCAGGCAUCACGAGAAGAUGGAUCUUCGCAUGGACCUGGGCCCUCUGGUGGGUACAACGGCGUAGAAGGUUCAGGACCUUCGAAUGGGGAUGUUGUCAUGAACGGUAUGAGCAUGCCCGCUCAACCACAGGACGUUGACAGGAUGUCGCCUAUGUCUAUGCCUCAUCCGAACGGUCGACGUCCAUUUCGUGGGCCGAGACAGGGAGGCGGUCACUUCGGCGGGGAGAUCUCGACAUUUCGGCCAGAAAAGCGGAACGACAAGACACUUGUCGUGGAAAAGAUCCCCGAGGAUAAGCUCAGCCUAGGCUCUGUGAACGAGUGGUUCAAGCGCUUCGGCACCGUUACGAACGUCGCCGUAGAUGUCGCUAGCGCGAAGGCAUUAGUCAGUUUCUCCAGCCACGAUGAGGCUUUGGCAGCGUGGCGGUCGGAAGAUGCGGUCUUUGGGAAUCGCUUCGUUAAGGUCUUCUGGCACCGACCAAUGGCAGGUCAUGGGGAGGCCGGCGCGCGCGCACUCGCUGCAUCUGCGCCUUUGGUCGCGAACAUUGGUGCGAAGGAGGCAACACCCGCUCCGGCUACGCCAGCGGAGUCGAGCACAUCGCAGCCCGUGCGACCAACUUCGACACCCUCCCGCAAAACCUCCACGCCCUCCGCCACAGCUGCACUGGCUGCAAGGCAACAGCUAUUGGAGCAGCAAAUUGCCGAGCAGAAGUCACUAAUGACACAGCUUGCGACCGCGUCGCCGCAAGAGAAGAAGGACAUCAUGGCGCGUUUGCGCAAAUUGGGCGAGGAAAUGAAGCCUGCUGCGUCGAGCUCACGACCUCCACCCCCCGCUGCUUCUCAGCCACUCGCGAAAACGCCCAGGGGCAUUACGCCUCGUCCAGACGAUAAAGAGCGGCUGGAGCGAGAGCGAUUGGACAAAGAACUUGAGCUACACCAUGCUGUUAGUGCCGCAGAGGGCGAGGCAGAGGAGAACACGGAGGAGCUGAAGGCGGUGCUUGACAAGCUCAAAGCAGAGGCUGCUAGCCUUGGGAUCGACGCGCCUGACGCAUCAUAUGGUGGCUCGUCGUACCGUCCAUACCGAGGUCGCGGGCGCGGGCGCGGUCGUGUGCCAUUCCGUGGUGCUAUGCGUGGAGGUCCUCCGAGAGGCAGCAUGAAGCUCGAUCUUCGUCCGAAGAAGUUGCUCAUCAAGGGCGUCAGCACCGAUGCCGUCCAGGCAGUUCGUGAGUGGUAUGAGACCACUGGUCAGGUUGAAUCGGUUGACCCAACGGAUACCGGAGACAUCGUUGUGUCCUUCCGGUCCAGAGCUGCAGCAGAGCAGGGUUUGGUGAAGGGCUCAAGCAUACCAACAAUCGGUCAGGUCCAGAUCUCAUGGCAGAAUACGCAAGCGGCGCCUCCGCUUACGAAAACAUCUCCCCCAACGGAGGAGAUACUGUCUGUCGCCAAGACGGCGGUAGAAGAACCCCAUUCUAGUUUACCGAGUCAUGAGGAUGAUACUCACCUCCCAGAAGAGUUCUCUGCCUCCAGCUGGGGUGGCGACGAUGCUGAGAAUGAUUAUGGGAUACUGUAAUGCUUGCGUGACGAAGUGACGUCUUGUUGUCUGCUCUUUUUGUACUCGCUGCUUCACUGUCUAAUAACGAGGGACUGUAGCUCUCCCACGGGAGACUAUUACCAAGGGCCACAAGAGUGGCCCCACCG
Postia placenta MAD-698-R-SB12 is the source of this 2675-nucleotide messenger RNA. RefSeq lists its product as hypothetical. Lineage: Eukaryota; Fungi; Basidiomycota; Agaricomycetes; Polyporales; Adustoporiaceae. The transcript has 7 exons. The coding region runs from base 1 to 2547 and encodes 848 amino acids. The record is from RefSeq and is a predicted model, not a curated record. Gene Ontology annotation, biological process: mRNA processing. Gene Ontology annotation, cellular component: nucleus. Gene Ontology annotation, molecular function: metal ion binding; RNA binding.